GUGUGGGCACGUUUCAAAGCUCUGCUUCCUCCCCGAGGGGGCUUUGCUCUCCAGCUCUCUCACGUGGUCACUCGAGGGCCCCAGGGCUGUGUCCUUCCAGAUUCACGGUCUCCUCGAUAUCUCAAGCCCAAGUCCUGAGUUGAGUCCCGGUCUGGGGACUCAGAGGAGAGACAAGUUGGGUUUACAUUGUUUACUAAAGAGAACUGGGAGCAUUUUUGGAGCCUGGUGACAUCAAAAGGAAAAACAUAAACAACAUGAAGGUGAAGGACAAAAUUUGACAAGGACUGACAUUCACGGAGAUGAAGAACUGCUCUGAGGUGACUGAGUUCAUCCUGUUGGGAAUCCCGCACACGGAGGGGCUGGAGACUCUACUCUUUGUCCUGUUCUUGCCCUUCUAUGCCUGCACCCUGCUGGGAAACAUGUCGAUCCUUGUAACUGUUCUUUUUUCCAGUCGCCUUCACACACCCAUGUAUUUUUUCCUGGGGAACUUGUCUGUGUUUGACAUGAGUUUCUCCUCUGUGACCUGUCCUAAAAUGCUGCUCUACCUCAUGGGCCUGAGCCCACGUAUUUCCUACAAGGACUGUGUCUCCCAGCUCUUCUUCUUCCAUUUCCUCGGCAGCAUUGAGUGUUUCUUGUACACCGUGAUGGCCUAUGACCGCUUCACCGCCAUUUGUCACCCGCUGCGGUACGCAGUCAUCAUGAGCCCUAGAGUCUGCGUGGCCUUGGCUGUGGGCACGUGGCUGCUAGGAUGUGUCCAUUCCAGCGUCCUGACUUUGCUUACCUUCACCCUGCCAUACUGUGGUCCCAAUGAAGUGGCUCACUUCUUUUGUGAUAUUCCAGCACUCUUACCCUUGGCCUGUGCUGAUACAUCCUUGGCCCAGAGGCUGAGUUUCACUAACGUUGGCCUAGUAUCUCUAGUCUGCUUUCUCCUAAUCCUUGUGUCUUAUACUCGGAUCACCAUCUCCAUCUUGUGGAUUCCAUCAGCUGAGGGCCGUCGCCGGGCCUUCUCCACAUGCAGUGCCCACCUCAUUGCCAUCCUCUGUGCCUAUGGACCCAUCAUUACUGUCUACCUGCAGCCCACACCUAACCCCAUGCUAGGAACCGUGGUGCAAAUUCUGAUGAAUCUGGUGGGACCAAUGCUGAACCCUUUAAUCUACACCUUGAGGAAUAAAGAAGUAAAAACAGCUCUGAAAAAAGUAUUGCACAGGAAAAACCAUGUUCUUGUGAUUUAAAAAGAAUGGCUGGAAAGGUUGAUGAUGUGGAAUUCUUUCUGCCUCAAUAUGUGAAAUUUUUCUCUGGAAUUCUUACAUGUGUCUUUUCAGCUCAUGCUGAAUGCUGUGGAUGGGUAUGUCAAAAUAUGUCAUCAUUUUGUCUGUUUUAUUUUCUUGUAUUACCUAAGCCCCUCCUCAUAGCUUCAGAAUAGCAUGUUGUUGUUAUUCAGUCACUAAGUCAUGCCUGACUCUUUGACCCCAUGGACUGUAACCCACCUGGCUCCUCUGUCCAUGGGAUUCUCCAGGCAAGAAAACUGGAGUGGGUUGCCAGUUCCUUUUCCAGAGGAUCUUCUCAACCCAGGAAUUGAACCCACUUCCCCUGUAUUCGAAAGCAGAUUAUUUACCACUGAGCACCAGAGAAACCCUCAAAAUAGUAUAGUUUUGUUAUUUUGCUUUCCUUCUGUGGAGAAUCUCUUCCCACUAAAAGGAAGGAAGAUUGCCUUUGCCAUUGCACUUUUCCUACCUUUUCUACUUUAUUUCCUGCUAAACUUUUUGUGAGAUAGGACAGUGAAAGAUGAACUCCCCAGGUUGGCAGGUGUCCAGCAUGCUACUGGAGAUUGCUGCUGCUGCUGCUAAGUCACUUCAGUUGUGUCUGACUCUGUGCGACCCCACAGAUGGCAGCC
Molecule: messenger RNA, 1894 nt
Organism: Bubalus bubalis (water buffalo)
Lineage: Eukaryota; Metazoa; Chordata; Mammalia; Artiodactyla; Bovidae
Product: putative olfactory receptor 10D3
Exons: 4
Coding region: 300-1232 (310 amino acids)
Biological process (GO): G protein-coupled receptor signaling pathway
Cellular component (GO): membrane
Molecular function (GO): olfactory receptor activity; G protein-coupled receptor activity
Source: RefSeq, a predicted model, not a curated record